Messenger RNA from Suillus clintonianus, 3546 nucleotides. Its product is annotated as glycine cleavage system P-protein-domain-containing protein. The record is from RefSeq and is a predicted model, not a curated record. Bases 376 to 3390 code for a protein of 1004 amino acids. The transcript is spliced from 13 exons. Gene Ontology annotation, molecular function: pyridoxal phosphate binding; glycine binding; glycine dehydrogenase (decarboxylating) activity. Gene Ontology annotation, cellular component: mitochondrion; glycine cleavage complex. NCBI's taxonomy places the organism in Eukaryota, Fungi, Basidiomycota, Agaricomycetes, Boletales, Suillaceae. Gene Ontology annotation, biological process: glycine decarboxylation via glycine cleavage system.
AGAUAACCACGUGCAAAGGUGAAAAAGUUUUUUCUAGUAACCAUAAAUGGGACAUUGGUGGUCUCCGAGCAUGAUUGAAAGGAUUGAAAUAGAGGAACGAUGAUCAAUGAAUAGCGCAAGCUGUUGGCAGCUACUAACUGGGCGUCUGGCCGCUAGCGGAGCGAUGGGAUGCCUCACACGAAAAUUGCAAGCUUUUUCGUUGGUCUGGCAUUCUUUAUCAGAGUUUUCCCAGAGGUCGAUAAGAUGCGCAAACGCGUAAUGAUCCUACUCGGUGAAUGAAAAUCUGGCUCGGUGAACAAUGUCAGUGUCACUCGUUGCUUUCUUCUCCGUACUCACCCGACCUUUCUCCCAACAGUCACUGUUAUCUGGCUUAUCAUGGCCCUGCGCAUUGCCUCGACUCGUCUCAGGCAGGCUGCAGCUCGUUCCAUCUCUCAUUCCACUGUCCUGUCAGUCCGUGGGCUCGCGACUGCCAAGUCUCCAGUAAAUCUCUUCGAGUCACUGGACACUUUUACUGAUAGGCAUGUUGGACCAGACGAUAAUGAGACCGAGUUCAUGCUUUCAAAGUUGGGCUUUGACUCCAUGGAGUCUUUUCUAGCUGCUACCGUGCCGCAGAACAUUCGCAUUGCUGGCUCCACCAUCAGUAACGCGUCCAUCCCAGCAUUGAGCGAGACAGAGCUUCAUGCAAAUGCGAAAAGGCUCGGUCAGAAAAAUGAGCAGUUCAAGAGCUUCAUUGGGAUGGGAUACCACAAUGCCGUCGUGCCCCCCGUUAUCUUACGGAAUGUCAUGGAGAACCCUGCGUGGUAUACCCCCUAUACUCCGUACCAGCCUGAGAUUGCCCAGGGUCGUCUCGAGUCAUUGGUCAACUUCCAGACGAUGAUCAUGUCCCUUACAGCGAUGCACAUCUCAAACGCGUCCCUCCUCGAUGAAGCAACCGCUGCCGCAGAAGCCAUGGUCAUGGCAUACGUGCAGUCUAACCAGAAGAAGAAGACAUUCUUCGUCGACAAGGCAGUCCUUCCGCAGACCAUUUCUGUUCUCAAGACGCGUGCCAAGGGCUUUGGCAUCAAUCUCGUCGUCGGCGACGCGGCUGAUGCACUUAAACAUGACGCGUUACGCGCCGAUAUCGCCGGUGUCCUUGUUCAAUACCCUGACGUGAAUGGCCUCGUUACAGACUACAGCGAUUUCACGAAGCAGGUGCAUGAAGCAGGCGCACUGGUCGUUGUCGCGACAGAUCUUCUUGCUUUGACACUUCUGCAGCCUCCGGGUGAAUGGGGUGCCGAUAUCGUUCUUGGCAACUCUGCGCGAUUUGGUGUUCCUGCAGGUUACGGAGGUCCUCAUGGUGCUUUCUUUGCCGUUUCAGAGAGGCUUAAGCGCAAAAUGCCUGGUCGUUUAAUUGGUCUGAGCAAAGAUACCAUGGGUAACCCCGCAUAUAGGCUGGCGUUGCAGACCCGAGAGCAGCACAUUCGCCGUGAAAAGGCCACUAGCAACAUUUGCACCUCGCAAGCCCUUCUCGCCAACAUGGCCGCUAUGUAUGCAGUAUAUCAUGGCCCCGUUGGACUCGAGCGCAUCGCGAAGAAAGUACACUUCCUCACGCAGAUCCUCAAGUUUGCCGUCGAACGCCUCGGAUUCCGCGUAAUAAACGCGUCCUCCUACUUCGACACGCUCACUAUUGACGUCUCGAAGCACUGCGCGAAUGCCGAAGUCAUGCAUGCCGCUGCUGCGUUGCUGGGCCUAAACCUCCGAAGAGUCGACAGGAAUACCGUUGGUGUCACUCUCGACGAGUCAGUAGGCCAAGAAGACCUCUUAUCCCUCAUACGCGCGUUCCACAUCGCCGCCUCGGGUCCAGAGCCCAAUCUCGCCGACCUUCCCGCCCCCAAGGAACCUGCCUUCCCUCAUCAGCUCGUGCGCGAGUCCAAGUUCCUCCAGUACCCCGUAUUCAACAAGCAUCACAGCGAGACGGAGAUGCUCCGGUACAUCUUCCAUCUUGCGAGCAAGGACCUCGGUCUUGUGCAUGCAAUGAUCCCGCUGGGCAGCUGCACGAUGAAGCUUAAUAGCACGAGCAGCAUGAUCCCACUCACGUGGCCCGAGUUUGGCGGUAUUCAUCCGUUUGCACCGCACGAGCAGGUUGAGGGAUACAGGAAGAUCAUCAAGGAACUGGAAGACGACCUUUGCAAGAUCACCGGUUUCCAUGCAUGCUCUGUGCAGCCGAACUCGGGUGCGGCAGGUGAAUAUGCUGGUUUGACUGUCAUCCGUGCAUACCAGGACUCCCGCGGGGAGGGACACCGCGAUGUGUGCUUGAUACCCCUUAGUGCGCACGGCACGAAUCCUGCGUCGGCUGUCAUGGCGGGCUUGAAAGUUGUCCCGGUCAAGACACAUGCAGAUGGGAACUUGGAUCUGGAAGACUUGAAGACAAAGGCCGAGAAACACAAAGAUAACCUCGCGGUCUUCAUGAUUACAUACCCCUCGACGUUCGGUGUCUUUGAAGAUGGUAUUGCUGAUGCCUGCAAGAUCAUUCAUGACUGUGGUGGACAAGUAUACCUGGACGGUGCAAAUCUCAAUGCACAGGUUGGACUGACGAACCCCGCGGUCUGCGGAGGCGAUGUUUGCCAUCUCAACUUGCACAAGACCUUUGCAAUUCCCCACGGAGGCGGAGGACCUGGUGUCGGACCCAUCUGUGUUGCCAAGCACCUCGCACCCUUCCUUCCCUCGCAUCCCCUUGUUAAGACCGGCGGCAAUGCCGGCAUCGAUGCUGUCUCUGCCGCCCCCUUCGGCAGUGCAUCCAUCCUCCUCAUUUCCUGGGCUUACAUCAAGAUGCUCGGCGGCAACGGCCUUUCAGAGUCCACCAACAUCGCUCUCCUCAAUGCCAACUAUAUGGCGCACCGACUUGCAGGACACUACAGCCUCCGGUUCAAGAACAAGAACGGGCGAGUCGCUCAUGAGCUGCUGAUCGACCUCGCGGAGUUUGAUAAGGCUGCAGGGUUAAAGGUGACGGAUUUCGCGAAGCGGGUGCAGGAUUACGGCUUCCACCCUCCUACAUGCUCAUGGCCCAUCUCUACUUGUAUGCUGAUCGAGCCUACCGAGUCCGAAACACUCGAAGAGAUCGACAGAUUCUGCGAUGCUAUGAUUCAGAUUCGGAAGGAAGCGGAAGAUAUCAUCACUGGCAAGCAACCCAAGGAUAACAACCUGCUCAAGAAUGCACCGCAUCCGCUUUCGCUCAUGGUUGCAUCUGACAAGGAAUGGAACCGUCCUUACACGCGCGAAGAGGCUGCAUAUCCUAUGCCAUGGCUCCGCGAGAAGAAGUUCUGGCCAACUGUUUCUCGCAUAGACGACGCCUACGGCGACCUUAACCUUAUUUGCGACUGCCCGACAGUUGAGGAACUUGCGUCCUCGUAAGCUAUUCUUAUGUUAUCACCAUCUCUAGACUUUUUCUUGCUCUGGGUCUUUCUACUCCUCUAGAACACACACUCGUCACGCGUAAUGCUCAACCACACGCUUUGUACACUUAUACCAUUAUUAUUGUAUUCACCAUCACGAAUAGAGUUACGAUGA